This is a messenger RNA of Symbiodinium necroappetens, 3438 nucleotides long. Lineage: Eukaryota; Dinophyceae; Suessiales; Symbiodiniaceae. The record is from the annotation of a GenBank genome assembly.
AUGCCGGACGAGCUGGUUUCCAAGGAGAGCAGGGCACGGGCCAUAGCUGCCUUGACAGACUUCUCGAUUUCCGAUAUCGGAGAGGUCAUCAGCAACUCCAAGGUGGCCAAUGUGGCGGAAGACAUAAAGGGCGGGGCGGAAGACGUCGCGGGCGGAUGGUCCUUCAGCGUCAACUCGCCACCCGUCGGCUCGGGCAUCACGCGCGAGGCGAGCGAGGAGCGGCCUCCUGAGGUCCUCAGCGUGUGCCAGGGCGAGAUGGCGGAGGGAAGCUCCUGCUCAGAUUUGCCGGAGGCAGACUGCAACGGACUGUUCCACACGGAACUUGAGCCGGCCGCCCCUUCGUCGAUGGUGGCUUGGUUCAAGAGCGAAGACGCUCACCCAGUAUGGAAGAGCGCGGUGGGCAGCUGGCAGGGUCGGGUGACCAAGGGCAGCAUCGCCAGAAAGGUCGAGGCUGGAAGCGGGGCUACACGACCCGUGACAUACCUCCGCGGCCUCAGUAAUGCGGGAUAUGACUUCGGCAAGAUCAUGAAGCCAGACUUCACGAUUUGUUCCAUCACCCGUUAUCUUGAAGGAGGCAUAAUGGGGCGCAUUCUCCAAAACAACAAUCCGAAUUUCCUCCAUGGGCAUCAUGCCGGGCGCACCGGUGUGGCUUAUUAUGGUACUUGGGUCACACCUCAGGAUGUUCCGGGCAAUACCGAUUGGCUUGUGAUGUGUGGCAACAACAGGGGGGUUGUGUUCGUUGGCAACGGAAGGAGCAACAUCGCUGUCCGCCACGGUGCUCUCCAAAACGCAGCCGACUUCAAUUUGUACAUCAAUGAGGGCCUCACCGAUGAGGUCUCUGAUUUCGGUGUCAUGGAGGUCAUCACGUGGAACCGAGCCCUCUCAGAAGACGAGAUGUGGACCAGCAUGGAGUACCUGAAUUGGAAGCUCCAGGAGACACUCCCACAUCAUCCCGCCGCCCAGUCUUCCAUGGUGGCUUGGUUCAAAAGCGAAGACGCGCAUCCAGUAUGGAAGAGCGCGGUGGGCAGCUGGCAGGGUCGUGUGACCAAGGGCAGCAUCGCCAGAAAGGUCGAGGCUGGCAACGGGGCGACAAGACCCGUGGCGUACCUCGCCGGCGACAGCAACGCCGCUUAUGACUUCGGCAAGAUCAUGAAGCCUAACUUUACGAUCUGCUCCAUCACUCGCUACGUGGAAGGAGGCAGAAUGGAACGCAUUCUCCAAAACAGCAAUCCCAAUGUCUUCCAUGGGCACCAUCAUGGGCGCACAGGUGUUGCUUAUUACGGUGCCUGGGUCACUUUCAACCAUUUUUCGAGCAAUACCGAUUGGCUUGUGAUGUGUGGCAACAACGAGGGGGUUGUAUACGUGGGCAAUGACCAGAAGGACAUCGGUAUCCGCCACGGUGUUCUUCACAAUGCAGACUUCAAUUUGUACAUCAAUGAGAACACCGGAGAAGCGUCUGACUUCGGUGUCAUGGAAGUCAUCACGUGGGACCGGGCAAACUCCGAAGACGAAAUGUGGACCAGCAUGGAGUACCUGAAUUGGAAACUCCAGGCACACCUUUCGCAUCGGCCCUCUGCGGAGUCUUCCAUGGUGGCCUGGUUCAAAAGCGAGGAUGCCAAUCCAGUUUGGCAGAGCGCGGUGGGCAGCUGGCAGGGCCGCGUGACCAAGGGCAGCGUUCUCCGAAAGUUUAGUGCAGGCAACGGGGCUCCAGUUCCGGUGGCAUACCUCGCCGGCGACAGCAACGCCGUAUAUGACUUCGGCAAGAUCAUGAAGCCUGACUUUACGAUUUGUUCCAUCACCCGUUAUCUUGAAGGAGGCAUAAUGGGGCGCAUUCUCCAAAACAACAAUCCGAAUUUCCUCCAUGGGCAUCAUGCUGGGCGCACCGGUGUGGCUUAUUACGGUACUUGGGUCACACCUCAUGAUGUUCCGGGCAAUACCGAUUGGCUUGUGAUGUGUGGCAACAACAGGGGGGUUGUGUUCGUUGGCAACGGAAGGAGCAACAUCGCUGUCCGCCACGGUGCUCUCCAAAACGCAGCCGACUUCAAUUUGUACAUCAAUGAGGGCCUCACCGAUGAGGUCUCUGAUUUCGGUGUCAUGGAGGUCAUCACGUGGAACCGAGCCCUCUCAGAAGACGAGAUGUGGACCAGCAUGGAGUACCUGAAUUGGAAGCUCCAGGCUACAAUUCCCCGCGAACCAGCUGACAAGCGAUCCAUGGUGGCUUGGUUCAAGAGCGAAGACGCCACUCCAGCUUGGCAGAGCGCGGUGGGCAGCUGGCAGGGUCGUGUGACCAAGGGCAGCAUCGCCAGAAAGGUCGAAGCUGGCAAUGGGGCUACACGACCCGUGACAUACCUCCGCGGCCUCAGUAAUGCGGGAUAUGACUUCGGCAAGAUCAUGAAGAUGGACUUCACGAUCUGUUCCAUCACCCGUUAUCUUGAAGGAGGCGUAAUGGGGCGCAUUCUCCAAAAUCGCCAUCCCAACUUCAUCCAUGGGCACCAUGGUGGGCGCACCGGUUUGGCUUAUUACGAUACUUGGGUCACACCUCAGGAUGUUCCGGGCAAUACCGAUUGGCUUGUGAUGUGUGGCAACAACAAGGGGGUUGUGUUCGUUGGCAACAAAAAGAGCAACAUCGCUGUCCACUACGGUGCUCUCCGAAACACUGACGACUUCAAUUUGUACAUCAAUGAGGGCUUCACCGAUGAGGUCUCUGACUUCGGUGUCAUGGAGGUCAUCACGUGGAGGCAGGCCCUCUCGGAAGACGAGAUGUGGGCCAGCAUGGAGUACUUGAAUUGGAAGCUCCAGGAGACACUCCCACAUCAUCCCGCCGCCCCUUCGUCCAUGGUGGCUUGGUUCAAGAGCGAAGACGCCACUCCAGCUUGGCAGAGCGCGGUGGGCAGCUGGCAGGGUCGCGUGACCAAGGGCAACAUAACCCGAAAGGUCGAGGCUGGAAGCGGGGCUACAAGACCCGUGACGUACCUCCACAGCCUCAGUAACGCGGGAUAUGACUUCGGCAAGAUCAUGAAGCCAGACUUCACGAUUUGUUCCAUCACCCGUUAUCUUGAAGGAGGCGCAAUGGGACGCAUUCUCCAAAAUCGCCAUCCCAAUUUCAUCCAUGGGCACCAUGGUGGGCGCACCGGUUUGGCUUAUUACGGUACUUGGGUCACACCUCAGGAUGUUCCGGGCAAUACCGAUUGGCUUGUGAUGUGUGGCAACAACCAAGGGGUUGUCUUCGUUGGCAACGGAAGGAGCAACAUCGCUGUCCGCCACGGUGCUCUCCAAAACGCAGCCGACUUCAAUUUGUACAUCAAUGAGGGCCAAACUUCGGAACCCUCUGACUUCGGUGUCAUGGAGGUCAUCACGUGGAACCGGGCCCUCUCGGAAGACGAGAUGUGGACCAGCAUGGAGUACCUGAAUUGGAAGCUCGUGAAAGGCUCGCAGUGA